This is a messenger RNA of Malassezia pachydermatis, 3060 nucleotides long. RefSeq names its product cytoskeleton assembly control protein. The transcript has a single exon. Bases 1 to 3060 code for a protein of 1019 amino acids. NCBI's taxonomy places the organism in Eukaryota, Fungi, Basidiomycota, Malasseziomycetes, Malasseziales, Malasseziaceae. Gene Ontology annotation, biological process: actin cortical patch assembly; regulation of actin filament polymerization. The record is from RefSeq and is a predicted model, not a curated record. Gene Ontology annotation, molecular function: cytoskeletal protein binding; protein-macromolecule adaptor activity; identical protein binding. Gene Ontology annotation, cellular component: nucleus.
AUGGGAUACAUCGGUGUGGCGGUAGCCUUGUAUGACUACGCAGCACAAGCAGAUGACGAGCUAACGAUCGCGGAGGGUGAUACACUCUACCUAAAUGAGCUGAUCGACGGCGAAUGGUACCAAGCCACUCGGCAGGACACUGCACAGCAGGGAUUGGUGCCUGCUAACUACGUGGAACUGCGUGCCCCAGAAAGAGUCGUCGUGGCAGAGUACGAUUACGAUGCACAGAACGAUGACGAACUGAGUAUGCGCGAAGGACAGUCGCUGGAUGUCUUGGAGACACAAGGCGAAUGGCUCCUCGCACGUUUCACAGGCACCACCACGACAGGGUUGGUUCCGGCGAAUUAUGUGGUAGACGCAGACGCUGCCGCCAGUGCCACGACCGCCGCUCCUGUGGCCGAUAUCGCUGCCGUUCCUACCCCGCCCGCCCCGCAAGAGACGGCAUCGUCCGUGCCUGAUGCCACCAUGACAGCAGCAGAGACGUCAGAGCCCCAGGCACCACCAGCGCCAGAUGUCUCCUCCAUUCCGAUUCUACCGCCGCCGACACGUAAAGUGCCAGCGUCUGUGACCAAUGCCCAUGCCACGUCCUCGACUUCCACAGCCAAAGAAGAGAGCACGACGAAUCACAGUGCCUUGACUCACGAGGACGAGAACGACGAAGUAGAGCAGGCAGAAGACGACGAUGAGGAUGCGCGUCCCCUAAGCAAAGGGUCUAGCGUGCCUCUGCCGUCUGCCCUGAUGACGCAGGCGACGGGCCAUGCCGGUGAAGAGGAAAUGGACGAUACCGAUGGCAUGACGUCCAGCACAGCCCCCGCCAAUGUCCCUGCGGCAUGGACGGCCAAUGCGACGCCCCAUGAUGAAAUUCAGAUGUGGUCCGUGACGCAAGUGGAUCCCAAGAAGAAGAAAAAGAUGGCGAAGGGCACACUAGGCAUUGGGAAUGCCUCGCUUUUCUUUGCGACUGACACGGACGGCGCGUCUGUGCCACGUAUUCCUAUUAUGCAAGUGCAAAACGCUGCGCUGGAAAAGAACAAGUAUCUCAUCCUCUCCAUCAACAAGGCAUCCAAAGUGACAGAGCCGACAUUGGUAUUCCAUAUCGGGUCGAAAACCGCCUACCAGGCCAUCACGGCCCGCCUAAAAGAGAGCAAACGGCUGGCGCAGCAGUCAGCUGCAUCCUCGAACUCAACAACGCCGCGCAGGGGCAGUUCGGACCGUGACAUGGUAUCCGUGCUGUACGACUUUGAGGCGCAGGGCGAUGAUGAAUUGUCCGUGCUUGAGAACGACCAGCUUGUCUUGAUUGAGAAAGAAAACGACGAGUGGUGGAAGCUCCAAAAUGCAGCAGGCCAAGUGGGUGUCGUCCCAGCCACGUAUGUGAAAGUCAUUCAGCCGUCGGCCAAUCCUCACCUGGCUGCAUUGGACCGCAAAGUGCGUACAAUGCCAGUCGAAUCACCGCCUGUUUCCAUGUCACAUGGCGAGCGGUCGUCGCAGCGUCCUAUCCCCGAGCGCAUGCGAGAGUGGGUGGAUGCUACAGGCAAGUUCAAGACGGAGGCAGAAUUGCUGGGCAUUCGUGCUGAUACAGUACGUCUGCACAAGUCCAAUGGGGCCGUGAUUGAAGUGCCGCUCAACAAAAUGUCUCGCCAGGACUUGCGUUACCUAGAAACGAUUUCGGGGCGCGAUCUACUGAGUCAAGUCGAUAAAGCCGAGCAGCGGGAACGCCGUGCGCAGGAAGAGCAUCGAUUGCGUGAGCGCGAGCGCGAGAGAGAGCGUGCCGCAGCGCUGAAGCAGCAAGAAAUGGCGCGGCGUGAGCGCGAAGCGCGCGAUCGACGGCCGCCGCGCGCCCAUAUCGACUGGUUCGACUUUUUCCUCGAUGCCGGCGUCGAUGUGGAUUACUGCACACGUUAUGCAUCAGCGUUCGAGCGCGAUCAUAUGGAUGAAUCGGUUAUUCUUGACUUGGAAGCGAGUAUGCUGCGCAACCUGGGUCUGCGCGAAGGAGAUAUCUUGCGUGUUCGCCGCUACAUCCACCAGAAGUAUGGCAGUCAUACCGGAUCGCGCUCCUCUGCCUCAUCACGCCCCAUGACGCGCGAACAAUUGGAGCGGCAAACGCGCGACGACGAGUCACUCGCACGUCGUCUGCAAGCCCAAGAAAUUGCGGCACAGCGUCGUACACGUCCACCCCCGGACCGCCCAGUAACGACAAAAGAGCCGCUCCCGCCACGACGCACGCCCUCGUCGGAGCCUAAAGAGACCAAGGCAGAGACGACCGCCUCUUCUUCAAGCUCGCCUGCACUGCAGCCGACGCCCACCGGCGUCGAUGCGGAAACCAUUGCUGCGGCGGUGGAAAUCGUGCGUCAGCGUGAACGUGAAGAGGCUGAAGAAAAGGCGAAGAAAGAGCGGCCGGCCGACCCCAACUCGGCGCUGUUUGACAAGCUGGAGCGUAUGAAACCACCAGCGCCGCCGUCGCCAGCCCUGCAAGAUCCCUUCGCCCCGCGUGGGCCUUUUGCCCCUGUUCCAAUCAACCAGGGCCUGUUGCAACCUUUGAUUCCCUUGCAAGGUACUGGCCAAUUUGUGCCGACAGGCAUGCCACCCAACCCAACCGGUUUCAUGCCGACGCAUCCCACAGGCUUCAUGCCGACAGGGUAUGGCAUGCAGCCGACAGGUAUGCAACCUACGGGCCAAGGCAUGUUUGGCGUUCCGCAACCGAUGCAACAGCAACAGCAACAGCAACAGCAGCCGCAACCAGCGCUUGGUGCGGCCACCGCCGAGACGACCAGCAGCACCACCGAUUCGGACCGAUUCAGUGCAGCCAACGUGUUUGAGCAAAUGAAAACAGGCGCCGGCGCAUUUGGUGGUGCGUCCAACGACUCGUCUGCUCCACAAAGCAGCGGCAAAUAUGAUCCUCUACGUGCGCAGCCCACAGGCUUUGCCACAGGCGGCAUUGUUGACACGCCCAUGCAAACAGGUAUGAUGAACGUGAUGCCCACCGGGAUGGGUAUGAUGCCGAAUGCACCUACAGGUGGCUUUAUGCCCAAUCCAGGCUAUUUCCCAUACAAUUCAUCCAUGUAG